CUGUGCAACAGAUUCACGGGACGAUUAAUCUGUCUUGUCACAGCUGCAUCCGGAAACCCUCUUUCCGUAAUCCAGUCAGCAGGUACCAAAAGAGGCCAGGAUUCAUAUGAUGGCCCUGCCAACAAAAGAGCUCACGUUGAUGGAGAAGACAGUAAGUCCCAAGAUCAGUUGGCUAUAAAAAUACUGAUUCCUUCGGCGGCGGUUGGAGCAAUUAUUGGCAAAGGUGGAGAGGCCAUGAGAAGUUUGAAGAACGAUCAUCAAUGCCGAGUUCAAAUGAGCAAGAGCUCAGAAACAUAUCCAGGAACAAGUGAGCGGAUCUGUCUGGUGAAAGGACGCGUUCAGAAUGUAUUGGGCGUCAUUGAUGUAAUACUGCAAAGGAUUCGCGAGAAAUGCGAGGGCUCCACCAGCUCUGAUGCUUUUGAUCAUAAAGGAGUUAGCCGUGGAAACGAGGUGAAAAUUGUUAUGCCCAACACGUCCGCUGGUAUGGUCAUCGGUAAAGCUGGUAUCAAUAUCAAAGAUAUUCGUGAAACCUACGGAUGUCAGAUCCAGGUAUUCCCAAAAGCAGGGUCUCCUGAGGCUCAGAAUUCGCUCGAGCGGAUUGUCACAUUGGCACACGAAGACCACUCUCAACUGAUCCAAGCCACAUGUCGUGUGCUAGAGAAAGUCGUGGCUGAUCCUCAUCACACAAGCGAGAUCAACAAGGAGGACUUCGGUGGAAAAGGAGGAACAACUAGAGUAAAUUUCCUCGAUUCGAUCUCAAAUUGCCCUAAUUUUCUAAAUGCCACUUACGGUUAUCAAGCCAAUCAGCAGCAAUCGAUGAAGUUCAAUCCCAUGAGCGGUCUCGGAAACCAGGAGCUGCUCUCCUUCCUCGACAAUCUCCAGUCUACCCUUCGCUCGUCCGGUUUCAACGAGGCCAGUGUUGCCGAAGUCAUGCAGGCUAUGCAGGUACUUGCUAAAUACAACAUUAUGGGCCUGGGUCUUGGACUAGGAGUAGCAGCAAUGGCACAAAUGCGAUCUGCACAAGAGACCACCCCUCAGAUGCCUAGUAAUCAUGGUGUUGCUGGGUUUGGUGAUCAAGGUGGAUAUGCUGGUGGUGACCAGGUAGGUCGCUUCCAGGGCCAGGGAGUUCAGAUCCGCUGGCAGUAG
Haemonchus placei is the source of this 1146-nucleotide messenger RNA. The record is from the annotation of a GenBank genome assembly. NCBI's taxonomy places the organism in Eukaryota, Metazoa, Nematoda, Chromadorea, Rhabditida, Trichostrongylidae.